Messenger RNA from Effrenium voratum, 1227 nucleotides. The record is from the annotation of a GenBank genome assembly. NCBI's taxonomy places the organism in Eukaryota, Dinophyceae, Suessiales, Symbiodiniaceae.
AGGAAGCCAAGAAGAAGGAGGAUCGACUCAAAGAUCAGCUGAACAGGCAGCAGGAGAAGCUGCAGCGUAAGGAGCACCGAAAUCUCGAGAGCUCCACCAUGUACCAGACGAUGAUGGAUGCUUGCUUGGGCGCUGUCAGCAACACUGGUAAGACCACUACCACAGCUUCUACCACGGACACAGCUGCUUCCAAAGGCCCAAGCUCGAGAACAUCUCAGGCUACGCCCACCAACGCUUCGGCGUCUCCACCAAAGCCCGAGACCAUGAAGUCCCAGCCCAGCACGCCCCGAAGCUCGAAAGAUCCUGCGGGCCUAGGGUCUGCCCUGCCCUUCCAGCAGCAACAGCCGCAGCCGCAUAUGCCGCCUGCACCGCAGCAGCAACAACCGCAGCAGCAAAUGCCGCCUGCGCCACAGCAGCAGCAUCCGCAGCAGCAUAUGCCACCCGGGCCACAGCAGCAGCAAGGGCAGCCGCAUGUGCCGCCUGGGCCGCAGCAGCACUAACGCAGCAGCAAAUGCCGCCGGGGCCACAGCAGCAGCAACCGCAGCAACAUGUGCUGCCCGCGCCUCAGCAGCAACCGCAGCCCCAGCAACCUUCGCAGCCGCAGCAGCAGCAGCAGCAGCAGCAGCAGCAGCAGCAGCCGCAGGCGCAGCCGCAAAUAACGCCCGGGCCCCUGCAACAAGCACAGCCGCAUAUGCCACCCGGGCCGCAGCAUAUGUCGACUGGGCCGCAGCAGCAAUCGCUGCCUUCGCAGCAGCAACAGCACCAGCAGCAAACACAGCCCCAGCCGGCACCACAGCAGCAACAGCCGCAUAUGCCGCCCGGGACGCAGCAGCAACAACCACAGCUGCAUAUGCCGCCUGGACAACAGCAGCCGCAACAAGCGCAGCAGACAACACAGCAGCAACCGCAGCCGCAUAUGCCGCCUGGGCAACAGCAGCAGCAACCUCAGCAGGCAGCGCAAACGCAGCAGCAACCGCAGCAGCAGUUGCCGCCUGGGCCGCAGCAGCAGCAGCAACAACCGCAGCACAUGCCACCCGGGCAGCAGCAGCAGCAGCAACCUUCGCAGCAGCAACAGCAGCAACAACCUCAGCCCCAGCAGGUUGCGCAGCAGCAACCGCAGCAUGUGCCGCCCGGCCCGCAGCAACAGCCCAAUGCAGCGCCCCAGUUUCAGCACGUGCCAAAGCAGCCAGGUGCUCAACUUCCCCUCGAAUUGGCGCCCAUGGGUUG